Molecule: messenger RNA, 933 nt
Organism: Gekko japonicus
Lineage: Eukaryota; Metazoa; Chordata; Lepidosauria; Squamata; Gekkonidae
Product: olfactory receptor 13H1-like
Exons: 1
Coding region: 1-933 (310 amino acids)
Biological process (GO): G protein-coupled receptor signaling pathway
Cellular component (GO): membrane
Molecular function (GO): G protein-coupled receptor activity; olfactory receptor activity
Source: RefSeq, a predicted model, not a curated record
AUGGGAACUCCCAAUGAGACAACGGUGACUGAAUUCAUCUUGAUCGGGUUAUCCGGCCACCCGCAAGCACAGGCUGUGUUCUUUACAUUCUUCUUGAUGGCGUACCUCAUAAGCACUCUUGGGAAUGGCCUCAUGAUUGUAUUGAUCAUUGGUGACUCCUGCCUUCAUUCUCCCAUGUAUUUCUUUCUCUGCACCCUCUCAUCAGUAGAUCUCGUCAUCACCAACAAUGCAGUUCCUGGGUCCCUGGUCAACUGCUUCUUUUACAUGCCCACCAUCUCCUUCUAUGGAUGCUUGGUUCAGAUGUAUGUUGGUCUAUUACUUGUUGUAAUAGAAUGUGUCCUUCUGGCUGUUAUGGCAUACGACCGCUUCGCAGCGAUAUGCCAGCCACUCCACUACGUGCAGAUCAUGAGCUGGAGGUUUUGUACUACUUUAGUGUCUUUAUGUGUGGUCCUUGCCUUACUGAAUACCUUGAUCAACAUAUUGUUGCAGCCAACAGACUUCUGUGGACAAAACAUCAUUAACCAUUUUGUAUGUGAGCUACAAUCGUUCCUCAAACUGGCCUGCUCCGACACACACAUUAGCAAUCUCUAUGUGCAGCUUUCCACCUUUGUUCUCGUGGUAUCACCCUUUGGUUUCAUUGUUGUAACAUACGGGCGCAUAGGAUUAGCUGUCCUGCGCAUUCGCUCCACACAGGGUCGCAAAAAAGCCUUCUCCACCUGUAGUUCUCACCUCACUGUGGUCAGUGUCUUUUAUGGUACAAUCAUGAUCAUGUAUUUGAAGCACGAACAAAAAUCUUCCUCAGAUAAAGACAAUGUAAUCGCUGCACUGUAUGCUGUCUUAACUCCCUUGCUCAACCCGCUGAUCUACAGCUUGAGAAACAGGGAUGUGAAGGGGGCUUUCUGGAGACUGUUUGGUAGGAAAAUGUCAGAAUAA